Molecule: messenger RNA, 1625 nt
Organism: Cuscuta epithymum
Lineage: Eukaryota; Viridiplantae; Streptophyta; Magnoliopsida; Solanales; Convolvulaceae
Source: the annotation of a GenBank genome assembly
UGAUGCAGGGUCUGGGACGGAUGCUCACUCCCAAUCAAUUGGAGUAUGAUACUAUUAAUGUGAUGAAAAAUCUGAAGUUCGAUUUUUCAAAAAAUAGAGCGUUGAAAUUCCGCGACACGUGCCUAAAUCCCAAUAUUAUACCCACCGCGUGUAUAGAUACAGAUACAGAUGUAUAUAUAGUCUGCUGGAUUGGUGCUAUUCCCUGUAAUUGUCUUUGUUCGUUUGGCGCGCGACUUGGUUAAAAUGCCGACUACCCUGAAAAGGAAACGCUCCCCGUCGCCGCCUCCAGCUCGCAACCAUGGCGCCGCCGCCGUUCACGGGCGGGGUCCAUACCCAGAUUUCCCUAAACCUACCAUGGAAGAUUGCCGGGGCGUGCUGGAUGACCUUAUGGCCCUCCACGGCUUUCCCAAGGACUUCCUCAAGUAUCGCAAACAGAGGCUUCUGCUAAACGAGAAAUCCCCUGUUCUUGACCUCAACCUCCCUAAUCCCGAGGAAGACGGUGACGAUAGCGACGGAUUUUCCCAUGAGAGUGUGCUGGACGGCCUAGUGGGCGCCAUACUGUCGCAGAACACCACCGAGGUCAAUGCUCGGAGGGCUUUCAGUACUCUCAAGUAUUCUUUCCCCACCUGGGAAGAUGUUCAUGCUGCUGAGCCGAAGUUAGUUGAAGAAGCUAUAAAAUGUGGGGGCCUUGCACCAAGCAAAACAGCUUGUAUUAAGAACAUCUUGAAGUGCUUGCUUGAGAAGAAAGGGAAGUUGUGCCUGGAGUACCUCAGGGAUCUAUCUAUUGUGGAAAUCAAGAAAGAGCUUUCAUGCUUUGGUGGAGUUGGGCCUAAAACGGUGGCUUGUGUCUUGAUGUUUCAUCUACAGCAAGAUGAUUUUCCUGUAGACACACAUGUUUAUCAGAUUGCGAAGACGGUUGGUUGGGUUCCAGCAGAGGCAAACUUGAACAAGACUUAUCUGCAUCUCAACCAACGAAUUCCAAAUGAACUGAAAUUUGACCUGAACUGUCUACUGUACACCCAUGGCAAGGCCUGUGGGCAAUGCUCGCGGAGAGGAACUGAAAAAGCCAAAAAGGAAGCCAAAAGUGAAGACCAAACCAUCCCUUGCCCUUUAUUGAAAUACAAGCCUCUAUGGCUCCAAAAUGGGUAAAUGGUAGUAGUGUACAAAAAUUACAAAUUACAUUGUUUUGGCAUGUGCAUAAGUAGUUAAAAAUGUUUUUAAUGGCUAAUCAUGUUACAUUUCCAUUGUCCUGCUCUCCGAUGAUCACAACGAUUUUUUCCUUCUACAUGCCCCUCCGUGCAAUAUAUGCUUGAUUUUGUUUCCUAUUCAGGACAAGUACCGGCAACCAUCCCCAACAUGAGAUCUUUGCAAGUUCCAUGUACAAAUUUCACAUCAUAUAACCAUAAUGUAAUCAAAGUCUAGUUUACCAGGUAGGUGUGGGGACUUAGGAAUUAGGUACAUCCCCCCCUUAUGAAUCAUCUUUUUUCUUGUAUGUAUAUGUUUGUAAGACCCAACCAUUUCUGGAGUGUGGGGGCCAAUUAUGUUUUUCAGUUUGAACCACCUCAAAAUGACUCACUUUUGCCCCUUUUAGGAAAGAGAUUUAUUAAAUUCAAUUCAAGUCUUAG